CGCUGUCGUUUUACUUUUCCCUCGCCGGCGUCGUCGUCUUCUCGAAGAAGGGCACAUUCAACACGUUUCUCAAAACGCUGUCGUUCCUCCGUUGGCAACGUUCGGUCGUCUUCUUCUCGAAGAGGCCACGUCACCAUUAACACUUUAUCAAAACAAUCAGUCAAUAAACUCGUUCUUCGUCCCUUUCUUCAAUCAUUCUUUCGUACAAGUUUUACAUUUAUAUCUCCGUCAAACAUCUUAUCUUAUUCAUUAAUAACACAAAAAACAUCAUCUCCUGUUAAUCAAUUCCUGUUCGUUUCCAUAUUCAAUUCCUAUGUUCACUUUCAACUCAAAAUUUACGUGAUUUGAUAUCUUCGUUGUUAGGGGUAUUCACGGUUCGGUUUUAAUCCGUUCAAACCGGUCAUCGGUUUGGUUUCACGGCCGGUUUUUUUACUUUUAACUUUCACAAAAUUAGGACAAUUAGAGCUUCAAUUUAAUCAAUGGAUAACAAUGGAGUUGAAGAUAAGAAAUCCAGUGGAUUCAGAACCAGUUUUUCUGGAUUUACUAAACUAGACAUCCCAAAGGUAAAAUUCCAACGGCUGGAGCGCGAGAAGGAUGAGUCCUCCUCGCGCGUCAAUAACGGUAACAGUAACAGUAUCAAUAACAGUUUGUUUCGAAGAAGUGUUCGUAGGGUUUUAGGUAGGGAAAUCGAUUACGGGUUGCUUAAAAACAUGGCUAGAGAAUGGAUCAAGAAUCCAAUGAACAUGGUUCUUUUGUUAUGGAUUGUUUGUGUUGCUAUCUCGGGCGCGAUUCUGUUCCUUGUAAUGACGGGUAUGUUAAACCACGCGCUUCCCAAGAAAUCGCAAAGAAACGCGUGGUUUGAAGUUAACAACCAGAUUCUCAACGCGUUGUUUACGCUCAUGUGUUUGUACCAACACCCGCACCGGCUUUAUCAUCUAGUGUUGCUUUUGAGAUGGAGAUCCGAAGACGUUACGAAGUUGAGGAAGGUAUAUUGCAAGAACGCGAGUUCCAAGCCGCAUGAAUGGGCACACAUGAUGGUUGUUGUGUUCUUGUUGAAUCUUAAUUGUUUUGCGCAAUAUGCGCUAUGUGGUUUAAACGUUGGGUACAAGCGAUCAGAAAGACCAGCAAUUGGAGUGGCGCUGACUGUCACUGUGGCAAUCGGCGCCCCUGCAAUUGCUGGUGUCUACAGUGUCAUUAGUCCUCUUGGGAAGGACUACGACACUGGUUCUGACGAAGAAUCCCAACUAAGGAAAGAUGAUGCCGAGAGUAGUACCGGAUCAACCCGGAAAAUAUUGGGACCAUCUGAGCGUAGAUUCUCGUUUGCGUUAAAAGAGGACUCAAGAACAAUCGUAAGUAGUCCAAAAUGGAGUGGAGGUGUAUUUGAUUUUUGGGAGGAUAUCUCAUUAGCAUAUCUAUCAUUGUUUUGUAGUUGUUGCGUAUUCGGAUGGAAUAUGGAGAGGCUCGGUUUUGGAAACAUGUAUGUGCAUAUCGCGACGUUUCUGUUAUUCUGUUUGGCGCCGUUUUGGAUAUUUAAUUUGGCCGCUAUAAAUAUCGACAAUGAGACAGUGAGGGAGAUCUUGGGGAUCACAGGGAUGUUUCUUUGUUUAUUUGGUUUGCUUUACGGCGGAUUUUGGAGGAUUCAAAUGCGAAAAAGGUUUAAUUUGCCACCAUCAGAUUUCUGUUUUGGUAAACCUGCGGUUACUGAUUGUGCAUUGUGGCUAUGCUGCUGUUGGUGUUCGCUCGCUCAAGAAGUCCGGACGGGAAACGCGUAUGAUAUCGUGGAAGAUGGGUUUUAUAACAAAAACGAGAGCGAAUCCGGUGGAAUGACGAUAUCGCCUUUACCUCGAGAAAGAGAUCAACCAAGUGCCUUAUCAAGCCCGAGUUUAAGCAGGUAUAUGAAGGAUUAUCAGAACGCGAACGGGCAUUUAUCAAUGGCGGAAGAAGAUUCUUCAAAUGGUAAUGAUGCAGCCCUUGAACCACCGGUUCCAUCACGUAUACGACGAGACGAAAGUUAAGAUAUUUAAGAUUUUUUUAAUUAUUUUUGUCUUCAUGAUUUAUGCUUUGAAAUUAUUGUGUUUUUUGUGCAUACAUAUAUGCUUAGAGUGAUUUUGUGUAUAAAUUAUUACUUUGUUUUAUUCAAAUUUUAUUGCAUUAUAAA
Messenger RNA from Helianthus annuus (common sunflower), 2158 nucleotides. RefSeq lists its product as uncharacterized. Bases 480 to 2015 code for a protein of 511 amino acids. Gene Ontology annotation, biological process: sesquiterpene biosynthetic process. NCBI's taxonomy places the organism in Eukaryota, Viridiplantae, Streptophyta, Magnoliopsida, Asterales, Asteraceae. Gene Ontology annotation, molecular function: cyclase activity. The transcript has a single exon. The record is from RefSeq and is a predicted model, not a curated record.